CUCUCACUUAAAGCGCGUUUAAAUACCCAGUUUAACCCUCUUUCUAACCAUUUCCCACGCGCCUCUUUCUCAAUUCUCACUUCUAUAUAAACCCUCAUCUACCUCUUCAAUCUCCUCAAAUUCAAACCUUCAAAUUUCAUCCAUUGUUAGAUUCAAAGAAUCGAAAAAAAACAUUCACAAGACAAAAAAAAUAAUCUAUCAUGUCAUACUCUGGAGCAGAAUCGAGUAUGGAAGACGUCGUUCAUCGGCAGAACGGAUCCGUUGGUGGGGCCGGAAACCGCCGUCACCGUAUGAAAGAAUACGGCGGCGAUAGUUGCGGCGAUCCCGAGGCAUGGAACGAUUUUGCUGAUAGUUUCAGCAGAGUUCAAACGGUGUUAGAUCGGAACAGAGAGUUGAUCCAGCAAGCGAAUGAGAAUCAUCAAUCGAGAAUUCCGGAUAAUAUGGUGAAGAAUGUGGCGAUUAUUCAGGAAUUGAACGGAAAUAUUUCGAAGGUGGCAUCGAUUUACUCCGAUUUGUCGACGAAUUUUACAGGUAGGGUUAGGCAGCAGCGGCAGAAGGGAGGGAAUAGUAAUGGGAGAAGGAAUGGAGAUGAGUGACGAAGGAAGAAAAGUCAAAUUUUAAAAUAAGAUAAAAUAAAAUAAAAAAUAGUUCCUCUGUUUUUUUUUUUUUUUUUGUGUUGUGUUAUUGUACUAAUAAUUGAUAAUUAAUUACUAAUUAGUAAUAAAUCUAUGAUAAAAUAACGAUGAGUAUGAGUAAUUAGAGCUAAGAAAAGAAGGGGAUUUGACUCCUUUUGAUUUUUAUGAACAAAUUGUAAUAUUAUGCUACUAAUGUAUGGAUAACCAUUAAUUGGUAAUGAAUUGGCUUGAAUUUUUGUAGGUCU
This is a messenger RNA of Amaranthus tricolor (Joseph's coat), 880 nucleotides long. RefSeq names its product protein EARLY FLOWERING 4-like. Gene Ontology annotation, biological process: entrainment of circadian clock; positive regulation of circadian rhythm. The transcript has a single exon. Lineage: Eukaryota; Viridiplantae; Streptophyta; Magnoliopsida; Caryophyllales; Amaranthaceae. The record is from RefSeq and is a predicted model, not a curated record. Gene Ontology annotation, cellular component: nucleus. The coding region runs from base 201 to 596 and encodes 131 amino acids.